AUGAAAACUCAAAUUCUUAUCACAGAUAUUCCACAGCAAGCCUUCAAAUCGGAUUGGCCUAGUACAUUAUAUAAUCUUUUAUUUGUGGAUAAAUUUCCUUUAAUCAAAUCAGAUCUGUUGUAUUACACGCCAUUGGCAUUUAUGAAUAGAAUAGUUUUGAUAUUUGGUAAUGAAGAAAAUACGCUAAAAAUCUAUGAUUUCUUGAAAAAUUUUCAAUCUAUGAAAAAUAAUGUGAACUCUAGGAAUUUACAGGAAGCCAAGAUAUUUAUUAAUGAGCCAUUGAUCACCAGACAAAGAGCUAAGUCUGUAGAUGAUAUAGAUCCACUAUCCAAUACAGAUCCUACCAUUACACAUGUUAAUCCUUUAUCAAAUUUGACUGCUAAGAAUGAUACUUAUAGUGUCAUAAAUACUUCCAAUAUAAUUAAUAAAGAUACACCAGUGUUGUCAGUAGAUACUGAUCCUCAAUCUACAGGAAUUGAUUCGCAUAGUCUUAAUAUGGGGUCGCCUUCAUUAUCCCCUGACAGAAUGGCCUUACGUUCCCCAACAUGGUUGAAAUUUGAUGACAAUGAUACAAAAUUGCAUUGCUAUAAAGAGCCUGAACCAAAUACCACCACAACUACGACUUCUAGUACUAACAAUAGCACAAUACUACAUCCUGCAGAUGAUGUUGAUCCAUCUAAUGCUAAGAGGAGGAAUCCUAGUAUUACUUUAAAAGAGAUAUAA
This is a messenger RNA of Henningerozyma blattae CBS 6284, 723 nucleotides long. RefSeq names its product Rcn2p (gene RCN2). NCBI's taxonomy places the organism in Eukaryota, Fungi, Ascomycota, Saccharomycetes, Saccharomycetales, Saccharomycetaceae. The transcript has a single exon. Bases 1 to 723 code for a protein of 240 amino acids. The record is from RefSeq and is a predicted model, not a curated record.